UGUGUUUUCCCGAAAUUAUGUAAACUCUAUGAUGAUUGCGCCUAAAUUGCUAAAUAUUAACAGUCUAUACGAUGCAACUGUAAAUAAUAGUUGGUAUAAAAUUUAUGGAUCUGUUAGAUCUAUUUGCCAUAACAUUGAAGUAAAACCCGUAACCAAACCGUUUGGCGAACAAAAUCUAGAAUAUCAGGUUCAGAGACGACAGGGAAAUAAAUUGCUAUAUAUAUCAACGGUUAGACAACAAGAUGACGGGUCACUGAUGUUGAUCCGUAAUGACGAUAACAGUACUCAAGAGGUGAGAAUUCUUGAGGUCAAGAAAAACGAUUUUUGUGUCCUAUUAUUGUUGGACAUCAAAACCAAUACUCGUGACUUAAUUGUCUAUUCCCGUCAAAAGAGUCCAAAUAAUAAAUUAUUGAAAAUCGGUGAACGAUUGAAAUUAAUGUAUAAAAUUGAUUUACCACUCUAUCGGAUGCAACAAAAUGGUUGUAACGAUAAAAUGCUAAAACUUUCAAAUAAUGGUAAAUCUGAUAACAAUCACAACGAAUACGACAAUCAAAAUGUUUUAUUGAUAACAAAAAAGCCGAAAACUAUUCGGUCGACUAUAUCGUCAAACAGUUCUCUUAAAGUAUAUCAAGAAUAA
Oppia nitens is the source of this 637-nucleotide messenger RNA. RefSeq lists its product as uncharacterized. NCBI's taxonomy places the organism in Eukaryota, Metazoa, Arthropoda, Arachnida, Sarcoptiformes, Oppiidae. The coding region runs from base 29 to 637 and encodes 202 amino acids. The record is from RefSeq and is a predicted model, not a curated record. The transcript has 5 exons.